GUUCUAGUGCCUCACAAAAACUUAAAAGAUGAAAUACUUCGUUGCUAUUGCCCUCAUCGCCGCCGUGGCUUCGGCCACCUACGUCAGGCCUACCCCAGUGUCGGCUGAGCUGGCCGAGAUCCAGGAGAUCGUCGCCGCCAUCAACAGCCCCAGCACCAACCCCGCCACCGCUGCCGCUCUCGAGGAGAUGCUCUGGGAUGUCCUCGGAGUCAACCCUGAGCCCAUCUCCGUCGGACCCGCUAUUGUGGACUUCCCCAUCGCGCCCGCCCCUGUCGUCAACCCCACUCCCGUCGCCCCCUCUCCGGUAUCUAUAGUAGACGGCCCCGCCCCUGACAACAGUGCUGCUCUGGUCCAGAUCAUCCUGAACAUCAACCAGGGUGCUGCUGUCGACACUGUCAUUGGCCACGAGCCCGUGACCGUUGUCGAAGAGGCUCCCAUCCCUGCUGACCCUGUGAUCGUUGUGGAGGAGGCUCCCGUGCCCGUCGAACCUGUCAUCGUUGCCGAACCCGUGUUCCCCUCUCCCGCCAUCACCCUUCCCGAGGAACUGAACUAAGAAGUUUCCGAAGAAACGACACUUCCGAAAUUAACUUUUGCAUUUGACCCAAUUUAAGUAGAGUGAAUAAGAGAUACAAUUUUUGUUUA
Molecule: messenger RNA, 642 nt
Organism: Trichoplusia ni (cabbage looper)
Lineage: Eukaryota; Metazoa; Arthropoda; Insecta; Lepidoptera; Noctuidae
Product: calphotin-like
Exons: 2
Coding region: 29-553 (174 amino acids)
Source: RefSeq, a predicted model, not a curated record